UACGUCACUCGCAGUAAUUCGAGUGCGGCUCCGAGGGCGGUACCAGAGCAGCGCGGCUGCGGCUCCGCACAGAAUGUCACCUUAAUUCACGCCAUUUUUCCACAGGAGAGAGGACACAGUGCAGCGAGAGCCGCCUCGGGAGCUCGGUACUCAGUCCUCGGUCCGGCGCUGUGUGACACGGACGCGACGACAUGAUGAUCUCCGCGCUGCCUCGUUACGGCGCGUCGCUGGCAGCGCUGCUGUGAGCAAAGGACUCGGUCGGAGGCGCGCUCUCCACGCCGCUGGAUGCUCCUGCUGCUCUCUCCAGCACUUGCACUGCGGCUUCUUCGGCUGCCAGCAGCAGCAGCUCUCCGCUCGACGAGCUCCGACAGAGCAAACUUUCCGCGCUGAGCAGCGACUCGCUUUGCCCCACCGACACGAUGCCGCCGAGCCCGACCGCGUUCGCAGCGGCAGCGCUGCUGGUGCUGCUUCUCCUCGCCUCCAGCUCGUCGCAGUUGUCGCUGUCGCCGGAGGAGGCGCACCAGUUCCUGCGCAGGGAGAAGCGAGCCUACCAGGUGUUCGAGGAGACGAAGCAGGGCCACCUGGAGCGGGAGUGCGUGGAGGAGCGCUGCAGCUUCGAAGAGGCCAGGGAGGUGUUCGAGAACGACCCGGAGACGGAGUACUUCUAUCCCAAGUAUUUAGACUGCGUGAACAAGUUUGGAGACUGGGAGAAGAGGCAGGAUCUCAUCACCUGCGUCCACAACAUCCCAGACCAGUGCUCGCCUCCGCCCUGCAACCCUAGGGGGACAGUGCGAUGUGAGGACAAGAAGGGCGACUUCCAUUGUCACUGCUUCACUGGAUGGACGGGUGCCACAUGCGAGAAAGACAUAAAUGAGUGUAGCAAUAACAAUGGGGGCUGUGAGCACCUCUGCAACAACACCCUUGGAAGUUAUCGGUGUUCCUGCCAACAGGGUUACGUGCUGGCUGACCGGCACCUAUGUAGAGAUGUGGAUGAGUGUACAGAUGACCCUGGGGUGUGUGGGACUGCACAGUGCAUCAACCUCAUAGGGUCGUACCAGUGUCUGUGUGAGGAGGGAUACGUUUAUGACAAUGUGUCCAAGUCCUGUAAGGAUGUGGAUGAAUGUGAAAUGCAGAUGUGCUCCGAAGAGUGCGUCAACACGCCGGGGAGCUUCAGCUGUUUCUGUGAUGGACGGCGGGGCAAGAAGCUGGCACAGGACCUGAGGAGUUGCGAGCCUGUUGAGCCCUGCCUGCCUCUGAAUAUGAAGAGGAGCUCUCGUUCUCUCUACUUGGGCCGCAUGUUCAGCGGGGUGCCCGUCAUCCGGCUGCGCUUUCGCCGGAGGGUUCAUACUGGCUUCACUGCUGAAUUUGACCUGAGGACCUUUGACCCUGAAGGAGUCAUUUUCUUUGCUGGAGGCCACCUGAACAGCUCUUGGAUUGUAUUGGCAAUGCACCAUGGGAAACUGGAACUGCAACUAAAGUAUGGGCCAGUGAGCCGGGUGACAAGCAGUGGGCCAGCAGUCAACGACGGGCAGUGGCACAGGAUCUCUGUGGAGGAGCAGGGGCGUAGUCUGGUCAUCAAGAUUGACCGGGAGGCAGUGAUGAAGAUUGCAGUGAAUGGAGACCUGUUCACCCUGAAGAAAGGGAUGCAUGAACUUAACCUCACCAUAGGUGGUGUCCCGUUCAGGGAGGCUGGCCUGGUGCACCAGGUGAACCCUCGACUGGAUGGCUGCAUGAAGGAGUGGCGUUGGCUGACGGGUGAGGACAACUCCAUCCAGGAGACCAUUCGCUCCAAUGAGAAGAUGCAGUGCUUCUCCAUAGAGGACCAGGGCUCAUUCUACCCAGGCAGCGGCUUUGCCCUUUUCAAUCUCAGCCAUGCAGAUUCUCAGGUGAUGAAUAUUCAACUGACGCUUCGCCCUGCCUCCGCUCUGGGAGUUUUGUUUGCACUCGUCCGUCAAGAUGGUGUCCCUCUGUCUGUCUCCCUCUCCAAUUACCAUCCCUCAAAAAAAUUGUGGCAGGAGCAUGUUCUGGUGAGUAUGGGUGAAACAGUGGUGACCAGCAUCCCGGCGUUUCUGUGCGAUUCGGAGAAGCACCUGGUGAACGUGACAAUCGCAGGCAACCUGACCCUGCUGGAAGUUGACGGGCAACAAGGUGAGGUUGAAGCAGGUCAGAAUCAAGAAGCCCUAGACUUCGCCGCUCCAGCCAGCACCUUCCUUGGAGGACUCCCAGAUGUACCUCUGGUGUCCACCCCGGUCUCUGCUUUCUACAUGGGCUGCAUGGACGUUGUCAUCAACGGGCAAUUGCUAAACCUGGAUGAGGCGUUCUACAAACACAAUGACAUCCGGUCUCACUCCUGCCCCCUGGGAGGACCACAGCAGUAAGCAUAGUAAAUCCACACAGUGCUCUUCCCCCGCCACUGUCCAUUUCUUCCAAGCGCUAUCCUCAACCUGUCAAACCGCUGUAUUUCUGGGUCUUCCACCCCACCCAGACAAGUAUCAGAGACACCAAACCACCGGAGGUAUGUAUUUAUAUUCAGGAACGAUCACACUACUACGCUGCUUCGUAAGCUACUGAGAAGAGUUUGCUGUAAUAUACAGGCUAUGUAAAUACUGUACUAUUCAAUGCUUUUUAGAAACAAGGGAAAUUCAAACUUCAGUCUAACUGGUUAUUCAAAUCUCACUGGGGUACAUAAUUCUCAACUAUUCACAGUUAAUAUCCCCCCCCCCUUGGUUUUAUAGUGAGUCAUUAACACAGCAGUUAUCCUAUUUAAGACUUUUCCCUUAAUGUUCUGAGUUUUUUUUUUUUUUUUUUGGUGUGUGUGUGUUUUUUUAAAUCUUCUGUAUUUGACACCAUUUUGUCUGUCAUGAGAAUCCCAGCAUCAGAUUGCUGGGAUACAUAUUGAAGUUUU
This is a messenger RNA of Scleropages formosus (Asian bonytongue), 2905 nucleotides long. It is a transcript of the gene gas6, whose product is annotated as growth arrest-specific 6. Gene Ontology annotation, cellular component: extracellular region. The record is from RefSeq and is a predicted model, not a curated record. The transcript is spliced from 15 exons. The coding region runs from base 420 to 2378 and encodes 652 amino acids. Gene Ontology annotation, molecular function: calcium ion binding. NCBI's taxonomy places the organism in Eukaryota, Metazoa, Chordata, Actinopteri, Osteoglossiformes, Osteoglossidae.